UUAAGGAAGUGAAAACGUCUGCAAGUCUGCGACUAUCGAUAAGCACGGAAUUCAUUCAACAAACCAGAAUUUGAGAUAACAUUAAAAUCAAGCACAAUGUCAUCGAAUUCAAGUUUGUUUCGUCUUCCACCUGAUGAUAUGGAAUGGGAGAAGAACAACAGUCGAGUAUGGCCAAAAUUGACAUAUGAGGACCUUGUGGACUACUUGAUCCAUGCCAAGGCCUAUGAUGGAAAGGAAACGAAGUCUUUCAGAUCGCUUUAUGGAUACAACUAUGUGCAGAAUGGAUGGAUGGGCGAUAUCUGGUCCAUAGAAUGCAACGACAUUACAUACAUUAAAGCUACCGUAUCUCCUAGUCAGCCAGGUGUGGGCCGGAAGGACUAUAACGCAUGGAUAGCCGUUUCCAAAUAUCUGUCUGUGGAGACCGGUCACUGCAGCUGUCCAGCCGGGAAUGCUCGGUCAUGUAGACACAUAUCUGCCAUUAUUUAUGCUAUUACCCUAGCGUGGUCUAAUGGUGUAGGUGGCGAAACCUGCACUGACAAGCAGCGUACAUGGGGGAAAGGAGCAGCUCAAGUCCUUUGUCAUGACAGGUUGGCAGACAUGACAUUUGACAGACCGAGCUAGUUCGAGUUGCUGAUGUCUACGGAUUGUAUUGGACCAAAGACCAGUGACCUUCCUCGAACGAAACAAUUUAUUGAUCACACUAACAUGAAGGAAUUUGUUGCUAGCUCUAGCGUUCAAGGUCUCUGGGAGUGCAGUGGAACAUUAUUCUACAGUGUUCUUCAUGCCCCAGAAAUUUCUAAUGAAGCUGAAGAGGAUACCCCGCAUGGCGAACACACCAUCAACUGUGUGUGCCCAGUGUCACUACCUCUGUCAUGUCCUAAGUGCCAGACUUUUUAUGAAGCAUAUGUUCAGCUGACUGACUCAUCCAAGUUAGAGAAGGCGACAAAACAGCAGAACAACAGUACCUGGACAGACAGUCGCAAGUUAAGGAUCACCAGUAGUCGAGUGAGUGAUCUGCCCAAAACAAAUAGAGCAAACCCUGAUAAAUUCAUCAACAACCACAUCUACUCUAGGUUUAAGGGGUGCGCCGCUACUCGUCAUGGGCAAAGGUAUGAACCUGUUGCACGAGCAUGGUAUGAGCGAUUGAGUGGAAAGACUGUGUCUCCUUCAGGGAUUGUUGUUUGCGAGGAAGAACCAUACCUAGCUGCAAGCCCUGGUGGGAUUUUAGAGCCUCACACCAUUGUUGCAAUCAAGUGUCCUGUUCGGCCCGUAAAUGACUUGAUUUCAUCAGGAAAGUAUGAUGUGAUGCUUGUGGAUGGAAAGCCUGUGCUGAACCCUAAAGGCAAAAAUGGUUAUUUUUGUCAAGUGCAGUGUGCCAUGUACUGUACAAAAGCUGAUCUGUGCAAGUUUGUUGUAUGGACUGCUGACAAACAAUGUGUGAUUGAUGUAGCGUACGACCAAGCCUACAUGGAUCAAGUUCUUCCUCGGAUUAGGGAAUUUUACUUCCGUCAUCUGCUCGUUCGAUUGGCAGAUGAAUUCUCAUCUAAACGUUUGAAACUGUCAUCAGAGUAUAGGUAUGUGUGUGGACAAAAAAACAGAUAAGACUUUUGUUAAAUAACACCAAUAGCAGUACAAGUAUUGUGAAAAUUGCUGGUUUUUGGAAUAAAUGUUUUACAGUAUUAAAGCAGUGAAAAAUGAAUAAAUUUUCAUUAUGUAGAUUAUACUGAAUUGCAAAGUGUAAAUGAGCAGUUUUGUUUAUUUGCUUAUGAUUUUGAUUCUGAACUUCAUUUGUUUUAUUGUUAUUGUAUUAAUUUGCAUUAAAUUUUGUAAGUCUUUUUAAAAUUGUUUUGUGUGUAAUAUUUUUUAUCUUUUAUGUCUCAGAGAUUGACCGAAUCAUUAGGGGGGCCAUUUCAUCAAAGGUUGCACGACAAUCUUAAUAUACGACUGAAAUUUAAAAACUGAAAAUGUACAAGCUGUUCAUAAAUAGCUCCGCAAGAUACAAGCCAUGGGUAAGACCAUAAUAAUACGAUGUUUGAUGAAACGGCCCCCAGGACUUAAGGACUUAAUUCACAAGGCUCACAAAGAAAAAAUUGAA
Dreissena polymorpha is the source of this 2095-nucleotide messenger RNA. RefSeq lists its product as uncharacterized. Bases 634 to 1602 code for a protein of 322 amino acids. Lineage: Eukaryota; Metazoa; Mollusca; Bivalvia; Myida; Dreissenidae. The record is from RefSeq and is a predicted model, not a curated record. The transcript has 2 exons.